CCCUGCGCGCGGCUCCCGCGCCGGUGCGGUCGGGCGGCGGCGGCGGCCGAGCGCAGGUGGCCCCGGGGGCGGCUGCUCCGCUCCUGUGCGGGAUGGAGCGCGGCGCGGCGGCGCUGAUCCGCGAGGGCUGGUUCCGCGAGACGUGCCGGCUGUGGCCUGGCCAGGCCAUGUCGCUGCAGGUGGAGGAGCUCCUGCACCACCAGCGCUCCCGCUACCAGGAGAUCCUCGUCUUCCGCAGCACCACGUACGGCAACGUCCUGGUCCUGGAUGGGGUGAUCCAGUGCACGGAGCGGGACGAAUUCUCCUACCAGGAAAUGAUCGCCAACCUGCCCCUCUGCAGCCACCCCGACCCCCGCAAGGUGCUGAUCAUCGGCGGCGGCGAUGGGGGAGUGUUGCGAGAGGUGGUCAAACACCCGACCGUGGAGUCCGUGGUGCAGUGCGAAAUCGAUGAGGAUGUGAUCCAGGUAUCUAAAAAAUACCUCCCAGGGAUGGCAGUGGGGUAUUCCAGUGCUAAGCUGACACUGCAUGUGGGAGAUGGUUUUGAGUUCAUGAAACAAAAUCAAGAAGCCUUUGAUGUGAUUAUCACAGACUCGUCUGACCCCAUGGGUCCUGCAGAAAGUUUGUUCAAAGAAUCUUAUUACCAGCUGAUGAAGACAGCCCUGCGAGAAGAUGGGAUUCUCUGCUGCCAAGGUGAGUGCCAGUGGCUGCACCUGGAUCUCAUUAAGGAGAUGCGUCAGUUCUGCAAGUCUCUGUUCCCAGUUGUGGAAUAUGCCUAUUGCACCAUCCCCACAUAUCCCAGCGGGCAGAUUGGCUUCAUGCUCUGCAGCAAGAACCCAAACACAAAUUUCCGGGAGCCUGUGCAGCAGCUCUCGCAGCAGCAGGUAGAGGAGAGGAGUCUGAAAUACUACAACUCUGAUAUUCACCGGGCAGCAUUCAUCCUGCCAGAGUUUGCACGGAAGGCCCUGAGCGAUGUGUGAGACCGAGACGCUGCUUCCUUCCUUCAAGUUGGACUCUGAGAUCAUCAGUGAUGUGGCUGGGAUCUUCUCAGCAGACUGCAGAUUUGCUCUCCACUGUGUGGGAUUGUUUAACCCUUGGCCAGCCAACAUUCCCUCUGAUGUGUUAAGGAUGAUGGGGCAUAAGCCUGAUAAGACUAUUGCAAAGGUCCAGUGACUUAUUGUGUGAAGUCAAAACUGUUCUUUCCAGUACUGGAAAUGUAAGAUGUCUUUUUCCUUUCUCUCCUCCCUGCACCCAUUCUAAAUUCUCCCAUCCCAACCACACCCCACACCCCCCCAGCUGGCGUGCUGUAUUUAAAACUGACACAUAUUUCUGUCUGGUGGUCUGGGAAGAGUCCAAAGGGUCCCUGACUCAGCCUUAAGCACAGAGAGAGAGAAAGAGAGAGAGAGAGAGCUUUGUGCACAGUCAGCUCACUCUCUCCUCGUGGGAGCUCCCUGCUGCUGACACAUUUUGACUGGUAACGGGUCUGAGCUUUUGCAUCCCACUGCCCUCCUGUGACUCCUGCACUGCUCUGCAGCACAGCUGGAGAAGUCACAGUGCAAACUGUUGCCAUUCACAAUAGGUCUCCCUCCAACCCUGAUGGAGUAGCAGUAUUAAACACCAGCCAGGCAUGCUGGCAGCAGUCUUGUGGCUUUUUUUGUUAAGGUUGUUAAUUUUUUAAAUUGGUUAGAAACAGAAGUGCUGAGGUGCCAACAGGCUGACUGCUGUUCUUAUCUCUGCCCUCAGAGAGGUUCCAAAGAAUGUUUAUCAAUAUGGUGACUGGCACUAUAUAUAUAUAUAUAUAUAUAUAUAUAUAAAAAGCAAACCUUAGCUCCAUUGCCUGACGUUCAGUACUGAUGUUGGGGAGUCGGUUGUGCUGACAAAUCUCUCAUCUCAGUCAUGCUGAGAUGCCUCAGGUCUGGGUAUUUGCAAGUCCUUAGGAGGCAUCAUGAUUUCCAAUGCUGCCCCCAGAUGCAUAAGUUGUUUUCCAUUGUACACUGUAAGAUGGAUCUGCCUUCACCUCUUCUGUUCUGAAGAUUCUGUACCCCUGCAGCAUGGGAAUCACCCUCCCAGCACAACCACUGUGCCACUGUCACUCCCUUGCACUCAAUUAAACACGUGGCUCGGGUUAAGGUGACAUCAGUGUGGGUCAGUGUUUUUGGGGAGAGAAUGGAGGGGAGAAAACAGAGAUCCUGAAGGUUUGCUGUGCUUCCUCUAGUUGGUCUGGCUUCCUCUCUCACUUAUCUUUAGGGAUGAUAAGUUCUCAUCAAAAUUAAGCACUGAAGAUCCCAUUGCAUAUUUUGUAUUGUAGUGUAGCUGCCCAAUAGCUCCUCCAGCUUCUGUCAUCCUCUGUGCUGCAGACUCGGUACCUGCUGUCCAAGCUAUCCUGCAGUCCAAAUGCUGCCUCUGUUACAGUCUUCCAGGUGUUUUUCCAGCUGCCCAUCUCCCUGUUGCUAUCAGGUAGUUCCUGUCAGUCCUGGCCCCACUGAGCUGCACCCUCUUUUCCUCUGCAGAAACGGUGGUGGCUCUGAGGGCUGAACCCCUGAGCUCCAGCUGAGCAUGCAGGGGAAAGGCACUAGGUGGCAUCAGGAAAAGACAAAAAUGCUCCUUCUGAGAGGCUUUUCGGCUUGGUAAGAGAGAACUGGAAGAAGCAGACUUUAGCAAGGGUUGGGGUUGAGCUUUGCCAUAAUAGUGACCCUACAAACAGUGUAGGUGGUCCAGCCACUAUGUGCCCACAGCAACGGAUUUGUAGGGUCAGUACCCUCCUGCUUUCUCCUGUUUCUUAUGACUUAGCACUUCUUUCCCAGUGUCUCCUUCUACCACCAGUAUUGGUACAGUUUCCUUGUGGUCACAAGGGUUUGCAAAGCAUUGCUGAGCUGCAGAGCUGAGUCUAGAUCUCUGUAUUCUUGUGUUGAGAAGAUAACACCUAUUUUUCUCUUAA
Molecule: messenger RNA, 2935 nt
Organism: Vidua macroura (Pin-tailed whydah)
Lineage: Eukaryota; Metazoa; Chordata; Aves; Passeriformes; Viduidae
Gene: SRM
Product: spermidine synthase
Exons: 8
Coding region: 93-977 (294 amino acids)
Biological process (GO): spermidine biosynthetic process
Cellular component (GO): cytosol
Molecular function (GO): spermidine synthase activity
Source: RefSeq, a predicted model, not a curated record